AGCACUUGCAGUUACAGCACAUCCAACAACAGACUUUCUAAGUGAUUGAGUCCAGUUCGGAAUCGUAGAGUAUUCUUUGUUCCACUUCCCUAACAGGGAUCUUCCCAGCUCACUUCGAAGAGCCAGCUUGCCCGGAUCUUCUACGUCGAUCGACAUGGAAGGAAGCACAGACAGAGGUUUUUUCGGCUUCGGACACAAGGACGAGGAUAAGACUCAGCAGAACCAGCAUGGAACUGCGCCAUCCCAUGGAACCCAGCAAGGUGUCGGUGGUGGACAUCAGCAAGGAGGAGGCUACGGCCAGCAGCAGCCCAUGAGGCCCGACCAUGGCACUCACGGCACGCAAGAGCCAAUGGUCGGUACUUACAACGCUGGUACCAUACAACCCGGACAGACGACCGGCGAAGAGCACAAGUCCGGCGGAGGAUUGAAGGAGAAAAUUGGAGAGACUCUCGGAAUCAACAAGUUGAAGAAGGGACAUAAGAAGGGAGGCGAAGAAGAUGGUUCUUCCUCCUCGUCGUCUGACGAAGAAGACAACAAAUCCGGCGAGAAGAAGAAGCAUCAGUUCUUUGGUUAAAUGAACUGCGACGGAUCAUAUAUAAGCUGUGCUCCUUCUUCGUCUGACUUCCAAACAGAUGUUGUAAACGCAACUGGCAUGAUCUGAAGUGGUUUCUGUAAGCAUAGAAUAAGGAUAUCGAACCUUUCCCAUCUCCCUGAGAUGAUGUGAAUAGUGUACGACUGUAUAUAGCGGUGAGUUCUGUGCACUGUCGACUUGUGCCGAACUCUUCCGUCUGGUACAUUGCAGCUUUACGCAAUAUACCAUCAGAGUGAGUGUGAAGUGCCAGCUUGCUGUUUGAGAGCAGGUUUGUAUAUAUAAAUACGCAUUUUCCGGAGUGCAGAUAAUUUGUGCAUGAUAUUCUUUUUAAACUGGCGUACUCUUCAUGAACAUCUCAAGAGUCGACCGAUAAGUUGUUGUGGA
Messenger RNA from Marchantia polymorpha subsp. ruderalis, 976 nucleotides. NCBI's taxonomy places the organism in Eukaryota, Viridiplantae, Streptophyta, Marchantiopsida, Marchantiales, Marchantiaceae. The record is from the annotation of a GenBank genome assembly.